GGGACCCUCAUGGUCACAUCCCUCGCGAACUUUCGUUCUGAUUAUACCAUCGUGCACAUACCGAGCGGCAGAUAUUCGGAUUCUCGUGACCGUCUGUUCACGAACAUCAAUCUUCUUCGGAUGGGCUGUAGUGGUCGCAGCGCUCUAACGCUCGAGGAACCAAGCGACACGACGAAGGAUCGCUUCAUGGACAUGUAUCACUUCCAGGACAAAUCACUUUCGGAUCAAACGUUCGACGCCACCGUCCUAGAGCUGGUACGCUUCGUGCAGGCAGGCCUCGCUAUAUGCGGCAUGUUCGACAUGGCACCAGAACAGCGUGAUGGGCUACUGUGCGAUAUCACCGUCGAUGGUCUGCAGCGAUGGAUCGCCGAAAUUGGCGAACCCUGUGUAGGCGUAGAGCCUAUGGAACGAGUGGCGGACCCGACCGUUGUGUCAGGCUUGUUUAGUCUGGUUCUGACUGUCAGGAAUCAGCUCUGCGCUCUCAAAUAUCACGACUUCAUGCCGAAAGACGCUUUCCUCGACCCUCAACAGUUCUCGUACGGCUUUGCGAGCUUCCAACAGACGCCGAAAGGCGAGUUCACACCGCUGACCCGGUCGCUGGUUCGCGCGAUAAACUCCGCGUACGACAAGACGCGCCAACUGGACUCGUACAAAGUUCAUAAGGUGCUCCUGAACAAGCUAGACGAUCUGGCCACCGAUUUGCGCACCACCGCGAGCGGCGCUGACCGGGACACGAGCAGCAAGAUUACCAACCACAGCGCCAUCGUGGAACCGACCUUGGAACUUGACGUCUUCGUGCAGACAAUUCUCGGAGGCAGUAAAGAUGGCGCCUCCAGCUUGCGAUACCUCUGGACUGGGAGACCGGGGUAUGCCAGUGUGCGGAAGAAACGGAAGGAGAAGGUGGUCAGUGACGGCGAGAAGGAUGACGCGGAUGCCGAACGGGACCCAAACGCCGAGGACGACGACAACGAGUUCGCUGCCGGCCGGCCGUGGUCUAACAGAGUUCAGCGGAAGAUUGAGGCAUGGGCGGGGCUGAGCCGCUCGAAGCGACCGAACGUGGAUCCGUCCGGCAAAAGCAAACCAGCGGACGCAACGGUUCUCAACAUACCGGAGGUUAUCGUACAGAGCGAAGAUGACGACGGGCUCAGUAGCACCGCGGCAUCGCCUAUCUCCGCCUCACGCAAGCAUUUUGGGCAACUGGGCGUGUCCCGGGACGACAUAAGCGCCAUUCAGUCCGAAUACGAUCGCAAGGUGUCCGAGUUCAAUCGCCUGCGGCCAAGUACGAAAGCGGGGUACCAGAGUCGUGUUUCGAGCUGGUCCGAUCCUGUCAGCGCGAGAGGCAUCGUCAAUGACGAUCCUCGACCUAAGAAGCGGAGCCGUCUAGGCGAAGUUGCGAUGGAUGCGGACGAGGAACAAGAAAACUCAGACGUCCCGCUCAUUCUUGUGGACGACGCCUCGGUCGACUCGCGGGAUGCGCGCAAGCGACUGCUGGUUCAUGGAGCGAAACGGCGGCGUAGUUUCGAUGACGUCGAUCGUUUGGGGGAUAUACGAAUACUACCGAUGGACAGAAUGCGGAUCGACGUCGAACUAUGCGGGCAAUUACUCGUCAUGCGACGGAGAGAGGAACAUCUACGCAACGUCGUAGGCUGUCUUCAGAUCCUGACGAAGAGGUUAGCGCGGACGAACGCCGCCCUCCGCGAAGACUACGAAGCGCACAUUGACCAGAUCCGCGAGCUCGAAGCCCGGAUGGACCUCGUCGCCGACGUGGAGCAGCAGCGCGGGCGGGCGGACGAGAUGCUGCAGGAGACGAACGCGCUCUGUUACGAGUCGGAGCAGUUCCGGGUGCUCGACCUGUGGCACACCGCGGACCCGCCGCGGCAGAAGGUGCUCGCGCUGCGCGAGAAGGUGUUCGGGACCGGGCGACGGGCGCGCGGCGUGCGCGGGCGGUUCAAUCGCGUGCAGUGGACGCUAGACGGACGGGGGAGGCUUGUGGACCGCACCGGCCGAACGGAGAGCGACGUGGAGGAGGAGGGCGGCCUGCCGGAAACGGUGCCGGGCGAAGAGGAGGAGGAGAGCGUGGCGGAGAGCCCCUGGCUCGGGCCGACGUGGCUGCUCCGGCUCUUCAACAGCGGACCGGCGAGGUGGAUCCGCGAGUCGAACACUAAGCAACCGUCGGCGGGGAAGGAGGAGGACGUUAAGGCGGAUGCCAAAGCCGAAGUGAGCAUGCAGGAGCCGGCGGUCGAGCCGAGCUAGCUCGCUUGUGCAUAUAUUCGC
Messenger RNA from Punctularia strigosozonata HHB-11173 SS5, 2274 nucleotides. RefSeq lists its product as uncharacterized. Lineage: Eukaryota; Fungi; Basidiomycota; Agaricomycetes; Corticiales; Punctulariaceae. The coding region runs from base 10 to 2253 and encodes 747 amino acids. Gene Ontology annotation, cellular component: Sin3-type complex. The record is from RefSeq and is a predicted model, not a curated record. The transcript has 8 exons.